Messenger RNA from Xenopus laevis (African clawed frog), 1241 nucleotides. RefSeq names its product DELTA-thalatoxin-Avl1a-like. The record is from RefSeq and is a predicted model, not a curated record. The transcript has 3 exons. NCBI's taxonomy places the organism in Eukaryota, Metazoa, Chordata, Amphibia, Anura, Pipidae. Bases 278 to 799 code for a protein of 173 amino acids.
GCGCCUGAAAACAAUGCACAUGGUUGGAGUUAAUGUUCUUUUCAGGAAACAUCUCCAGUUAGUUCCAAGGAGGGGCCACAGUGGCUGCCCAAUAGAUUGUUUCUUACUCUUCCAGACGAAAUAAAAAAAAAGACUUUCGUUUCCCUGCUAAAAUCAACAGAGGAAGGAGCUACGCAGCAGUGUUUUGUGAAGGGAGUAUCCCUGCAAUAGAACUUCACCUGAGGUUCCGACCAAAGAAUAAAACCCUGAAGUCGGCAGUGGGAAGUCCCAAGGCGCCAUGCAGGUAUCAAUGGUCGAUUUACUUUCCAAAGUGGAUUCAGGAAGAUGCGUGGGCAUCGAAAUAUCCAACAAGACCAGAUCUGUUACUUUAUCCUCUCCAAGCACCUACUGUGAAAGUGGCUACGUCCAUUCUCCACCACCUCCCACCAUCUCUCCUGAUGCCACUGACUACUGUGUGUUUGUGAAGAAGUCAUUAACAGCCCGUGGCAGCGUGGGGGUCCUCACUUAUCAUUACUCUACAUCACACACUAUAGCCAUUCUCUUCUCAAACCCCUUCGACUAUAAUUUACACAGCAUAUAUUUUGGGGUGUGGAUCACUGAUCAGAUCCGUAAGGCUGACCACACCCUAUACAAUGAGAUGUACUACAAUAAACACCCGUCCACUGAAUUUAAAUGUGUUGACGUCAAAAGACACGCACAGGCCUUAGAGGUUUCUCAUGGCAACCUGAAAGUCUUGGCCACAAUGUCCAAUGACUACAAGGCCAUCCUAAAAUUAGAUAUUGUAGAGACUGAUAAAUAGGCUACUGGUAGGUAUUGAUCAUAUGGCUGAUUGUCAAUCAACAGUCAAGGGGCUUAUUAACUACUAAAUAGCACCAGUCUAGAUAUCAAUAGCAAUUAAUAAGAGUUUUACUUUCUACCUUUUACUGAAGUAACUGCUGGUUGGAUCAGGAAACUGCAAUUUAGCAUCUUUCUUAGUAAAUAAGCCUCAAGUCUUUAUAACUAAGGCUUAUUCUGUACACAUAUAUACUUGUAACUGCCUUGAAAAUAAUAGUAUUAUUUUAUAGUAUUUGCUGUAAGAAUAACUGAUCAUUCACCUAUUUCAGAUAUUGAGGAAAUGUAAUAAAGGUCACAAAGAUUGCAAUCCAUAGCAACCAACAAGACGAUGGCGCUUGGCUUUUACCUUCAUAAACGCUAUUUACUAACUUCCUGUUGUGUUUGUUGAAUAAAGUAACUUCUGCAAA